Messenger RNA from Saccoglossus kowalevskii, 886 nucleotides. It is a transcript of the gene TRIM, whose product is annotated as tripartite motif protein. NCBI's taxonomy places the organism in Eukaryota, Metazoa, Hemichordata, Enteropneusta, Harrimaniidae. The record is from RefSeq and is marked provisional. Gene Ontology annotation, molecular function: protein binding; zinc ion binding.
UGGUACUCCUGCAGUGGUGAAACCGAACAUAAUUGAUAUCAAAGAUAAAUUGAAAACGUAGCGUGACAUUGAAAUGAAUAUCACAUAAUCAGAGUGAAUAUAAUUAAUUCUAGUCAUAAUUCGUUACUUGUACCCAAUGUUAAACUGAAUAGCUUCGACUUAUAUUUGCUAAUUUAAUACUUCACAAUUAAAUACAUGUUUGAAUGAUUAUACAUACUGCAGUACUGUCUAUAUUGCAGUGCAUUGCGUUAUUUCCAACCUGACAUCUUGAUCCAGCCUAUCUAUACAUCUUUAAUAGGUAAUCCUAGUUUAUCGCUUCAAUUUAAUGCGGGUCAGCAACUUGAUAUCUAAUUGUCAUUACAGGAAAUGUUGCAAACCAAAUUUGUUUUACUUUUGGAAAACUUGAGCCAUUAACUAGUCGAAUGUUCAUAACAAAAUGUCAAUCAAGAAUGUCGACAUUUUUCAUUUACUGAUCUUUCAAGUUGAAUGAAUCGUGUUUUUCUUAAAGUUACAUGUAAAUACCAGAUACCUAAGUAAAUUACCUUCGCAAAGAAAGCUAUGUUUUUGCUGGCGUUGAUUUUUAUGUUAUAUUUAGAAGUGGCUGCUCUUCAAAAAUGAACCAGUCUGUUAGUUCCGGUAUAUCUUAAUAUUGUUACCAUAGAAACAUGGAUGUUUUCAUUUCAAUUAUUAUUCAUUGCAUGAGAUGUCAUUUUUUGAGAGGGGUUGUCUUUGAAACAAAGAGCAAUUGAUUAUACCCUCGUUGUCAUUGAGAAAACUAUAAUUUGAAAUAUUUUUUCACCAGUGCUAUAUAGGGUUACUAUCUUAUUUCUUUAGCGAGAAUUAAUUUUGUUGUCCUUUUUACAAAUAAACUUGAAGCUUGUGUCAA